This is a messenger RNA of Haliotis rubra (blacklip abalone), 1872 nucleotides long. Its product is annotated as solute carrier family 22 member 4-like. Gene Ontology annotation, molecular function: transmembrane transporter activity. Bases 1 to 1488 code for a protein of 495 amino acids. Gene Ontology annotation, biological process: transmembrane transport. Gene Ontology annotation, cellular component: membrane. The transcript is spliced from 10 exons. Lineage: Eukaryota; Metazoa; Mollusca; Gastropoda; Lepetellida; Haliotidae. The record is from RefSeq and is a predicted model, not a curated record.
AUGUAUGGGUCAGUUGCUGCCUAUGUGAAAACUAACCGUGAGAAGGAAGGCCUCGUAACGGACUACUCUACGGACGAGGACGUGAAGAAAAUUGUGAGAAGAGCUGUUGUACAUCCUCUCGUGCCACUGGACAAGGUGGAGGAUGUCUGGGCGGAUAGUAUGAGCUCUGUACAUUCAUUUGAGGAUCUGAUUGAGCAGCUGGGAAACCCAGGUCGGUUCCAAGUCACCAUGAUACUGAUGCUCCAGAUGCAGGAAAUACCCGUUGCCUGGGCAACGCUUAUGAUGUCCGUUUUUGCCAAAGUCCCAGAUUGGUGGUGUCCGGGGGACUUCAACACAACAGGGGGAUGUUCCGACUGCACCAACGAAACCUACCAAUAUUGUCCCUCCAACCAGUCUACUUGUGACAAUCCUUAUUUUGACCCACAGAUGGCAACGGUAGUCAGCGAGUGGAACCUCGUCUGCGACAGCCAGGCCAUCCCCGCCACAAUGACGUCAAUACAGAUGGCCGGAAACCUGGUGGGCGCCAUUGUUUCUGGUCAGAUCUCAGAUGCAUUUGGACGCAAGAUUGCCCUGUACCUGUGUCUCCUCAUACUCACCGUCUCCUGCACCAUCGCAGGGUUUGCGACAUCGUGGCAGAUGUUCUCUGUCUGUUCCUUCUUCAUCGGCAUCGCCUGUGGAGGAUACCUCGUCUCCUGUUAUCCCCAGUGUGUUGAGUUCGUCCGAGCAAGAUGGCGGACGGCUGUUGGUUCCUUCCCUUUCUGGACGCUCGGACUUACCUUGUUCGGUCUCGUCGCUUGGAUCAUUCACGAUGUUAGGCAUUUCUGUUUCUUCAUUGCGGCGAUAGAGGCCCCGAUUCUACUCACAUACAGACUCUUCCCAGAAAGUAUUCGGUGGCAGUUAUCCCGCGGCCGUGUUGAUGACGCGGAGAGGACAAUUGCCCGGAUUAUAAAGAUGAACCGGAUCCAAACACCGGACUUGAGCCAGCUACAAAUGAUAGCAGAACAUGAGCAGACAAUGCAGGCCUUACAGAAGAACUAUACGUUUAUUCACCUUUACAACUCGAAGAAGAAGCUCAAAACUGCUGCCGUAUUUCAUUCAAUGUGCCUGUUGAUGGUGAGUCAGCCUGUUGAUGAUCUUGCUGGUUUGCCAACAAUCAACUUCUCUCUGGCAUUGACUGCUCAGAUGUCGGUCACAGUUGCCUGGGCGGCCAUGAAAGUGUUUACUGCUGAACACUACCCUACAGUUAUCAGGACACUUGGUCUCAGUGCCUGUAAUAUAGCAGCUGGACUGGGGAGUAUCCUUGCUCCUUAUAUGGUCCUGAUGAUAGAGCACGACCUGGUUGUACCUUAUGCAGUGAUGGGAAUUCUGAUUCUGGCCAAUGUUGGACUUCCGUUUCUGUUAGAGGAAACAGCCCAGAAGCCACUUGAAGAUGCAUAUUCACGUUCGCGGUCGGAGAACUACAACCAAACCACCCCGAUGAACACUUAGUGAAUGUGAAGUCUGACUUUUCAAUAUAUUCUGUUCAUUUCAAACCUUUAUAUAAAAUGUACAGAUAUGCCUGUUGCCUGGCAACACAAGGAGACCUAUUUACAGUUGAUGUACAUUAUAAUGAAUAUUAUGGUCCUCUUUGACAAUGUAUGUUGUCUGGACCAAACAAUUAAAGUUUCUUUUGAGAGUGUUUGCUCGAAUCCCAGAUUAGACUAAACCCUGAAAAGUACUAGAAAUCAAUACUUUACUGGAAAGUGUACCGUAAUCCCAAAUAUAAUAUGUACCUAAAGACCAGCUGACAUUGAAUUCAGUGAUCAGAACACAUGUGGCAAAGGAACAACCGCUUUUAAUAGGCUAUACAAUAAAUACUAGCAACACUGUCAA